Messenger RNA from Lates calcarifer (barramundi perch), 2155 nucleotides. RefSeq lists its product as uncharacterized. The coding region runs from base 158 to 2155 and encodes 665 amino acids. The transcript has 2 exons. NCBI's taxonomy places the organism in Eukaryota, Metazoa, Chordata, Actinopteri, Centropomidae. The record is from RefSeq and is a predicted model, not a curated record.
GGUUUCACCAUCACAAAGACCAACACAAAUCACAGUUGUAGCCACUCAAUCAACAACUCCAGGACAAGCUACAACAUCUGCAACAAGGCAAUCAACACAAGAAAUCUCCAGUACUCAUGUUACUACACCAAAUAUUGCCACAUCUCCACAAACUCCCAUGUCCACAACAACAGCAUCCACAGCAAUGUCAACUCCAUCCAUGACAACUACAACAGAGACAACUACAAUAUCAGUACAAUCAACACCAUCUGCAGAAACAGGAGUAACAACAACAAGCUCUGUAGUACCAACAACAGAUCAACAAAAUGAAGCAACAUCUGUCACAACACCAUCACAAAUCACUUCAACACAAACUACAUCAUCUGUAACAACACUGCCACAAACUAUAGCUGAUGAAACAACAGAGAGAGGAUCAACACAGAUUAUGGCUGUAACCACACCAUCAACAGUGACAGAAUCAGUUACAUCACAAACAUCAACAACGGUAUCAUUAACUGCAGUGCCAACCACAGCUACAAAACAAAGUGCAGGAUCAACAACAAUUCACAGCACAACACCAACACAAAGUGGAUCAUUGACUACGUCAGCACAAACUACAUCAUCUGUGGCAACGGCAUUCACUACACAAACUGUAUCCACAACUGCAACUAUACAAUCUAUUCCACCCACAAUAGAAACAUCAAUAUCAACACAAACUACAACAUCCAUGGUUUCACCAUCACAAAGACCAACACAAAUCACAGUUGUAGCCACUCAAUCAACAACUCCAGGACAAGCUACAACAUCUGCAACAAGGCAAUCAACACAAGAAAUCUCCAGUACUCAUGUUACUACACCAAAUAUUGCAGCGUCUCCACAAACUCCCAUGUCCACAACAACAGCAUCCACAGCAAUGUCAACUCCAUCCAUGACAACUACAACAGAGACAACUACAAUAGCAGUACUAUCAACACCAUCUGCAGAAACAGGAGUAACAACAACAAGCUCUGUAGUACCAACAACAGAUCAACAAAAUGAAGCAACAUCUGUCACAACACCAUCACAAUCCAUUUCAACACAAACUACAUCAUCUGUAACAACAGUACCACAAACUACAGCUGAUGAAACAACAGAGAGAGGAUCAACACAGAUUAUGGCUGUAACCACACCAUCAACAGUGACAGAAUCAGUUACAUCACAAACAUCAACAACGGUAUCAUUAACUGCAGUGCCAACCACAGCUACAAAACAAAGUGCAGGAUCAACAACAAUUCACAGCACAACACCAACACAAAGUGGAUCAUUGACUACGUCAGCACAAACUACAUCAUCUGUGGCAACGGCAUUCACUACACAAACUGUAUCCACAACUGCAACUAUACAAUCUAUUCCACCCACAAUAGAAACAUCAAUAUCAACACAAAAUACAACAUCCAUGGUUUCACCAUCACAAAGACCAACACAAAUCACAGUUGUAGCCACUCAAUCAACAACUCCAGGACAAGCUACAAUAUCUGCAACAGGGCAAUCAACACAAGAAAUCUCCAGUACUCAUGUUACUACACCAAAUAUUGCAACAUCUCCACAAACUCCCAUGUCCACAACAACAGCAUCCACAGCAAUGUCAACUCCAUCCAUGACAACUACAACAGAGACAACUACAAUAGCAGCACUAUCAACACCAUCUACAGAAACAGGAGUAACAACAACAAACUCUGUAGUACCAACAACAGAUCAACAAAAUGAAGCAAUGUCUGUCACAACACCAUCACAAUCCAUUUCAACACAAACUACAUCAUCUGUAACAACAGUACCACAAACUACAGCUGAUGAAACAACAGAGAGAGGAUCAACACAGAUUAUGGCUGUAACCACACCAUCAACAGUGACAGAAUCAAUUACAUCAACACAAAGUGGAUUAGUGACUACAUCAACACAAAAUACAACAUCCAUGGUUUCACCAUCACAAAGACCAACACAAAUCACAGUUGGAACCACACAAUCAACAACUCCAGGACAAGCUACAAUAACUGCAACAGGCAUCCACAGCAAUGUCAACUCCAUCCAUAACAACUACAACAGAGACAACUACAAUAUCAGUACAAUCAACACCAUCUACAGAAACAGGAGUAACAACAACAAGCUCUGUAGUACCAACAACAGAUCAACAAAAUGA